Molecule: messenger RNA, 1588 nt
Organism: Pecten maximus
Lineage: Eukaryota; Metazoa; Mollusca; Bivalvia; Pectinida; Pectinidae
Exons: 4
Coding region: 151-576 (141 amino acids)
Source: RefSeq, a predicted model, not a curated record
GAUUGAUUUCCGCGCCAAAUAAGAUAUAAACAUUGAACAGGUGUUUUCGUAAAACAUAUCCUAAGAUGUUCUGAAUAGUUCUCAAAGUUAUGCUUAAAAGCAUUCAAAACACGUCGGUCAUUCAUAUUACAGUCACCAAUAUUUAUCAUCAUGUUUGCGUCUCCGGGAAAAAGGAAAUAUCCAUUCAUGAAUCAGGAGAUCUGUCACCAAACUGCAAAUGUUCAACACCGUAUCUUGGCGGAUUCACAAUAUUUUUUACCGAAAAGAGUCUGCACUGGUAACCAGGACAGUACAAACCAAGUACGCCUAACAACAAUCCGGGAAGAAAUGUUCAACUCAAUGCAAACAAGUCACACCAAGAUGUCUGUAAAUCAACCUUCAGCAUCACCACUUAUUCAUGGACAAACUACAGAUGACUGUUCAAUGGAGAUAAGUUCUGAUGAUCAGCAUUAUGUAAAUAAUAAUCUUAACAACAACAACAACAACAGUAUUUGUGAGAGCAACAGGCAAAAGACUGCAAGGUGUGCACGCUGUGAGGCAGGUCAAGGGGGUCAUUUUCAACACAUAUUUCACUGACAGUUGACAGAAGGAUGUACACAAUAGUGCCAUGGUACUACAUAUUCAGGAGGAAAAAACACCGGAUGAUGAAGAACUUAUCUUUUUCUAUCAGGGCCGUCAUGUUAGCAGUUUGUGUACAAUUUGCUUUGAUUAUUUAACACUAAAUUUUUAAUUGAUAAAAGGCUUCACAAUGCAUAGCUUUCACUCUACCAUUGAAUUUGAUUAUUGGCUAAUUAUAUAAACCAACCUUUUUGUUUUGUUUGUUUCCCUUUUUGGAUCUGGGGUUUGGAAAGAAAUCAACUUUUGACCAUGCAAAUAUCAAGCCCUGUCUAAUUUUUCAGAUUAAAAAUGGUGUUUUUAGGAAAAUAACAAAUUUUCACAAUUUUGUUGAAUGACUUGAUAUUUUUUUUAAUUUUGGUGUAAUUUAACUGACAAUGAAAGUUGAUGAAAAUUGUUGUUGAUGUCUAUGCAAUAUAUCAGUAGACAUUUUUAUAUUGAUCAUUCAUUUUUGAGAAUAUAUUAAGAUUGCAAGUGUUGCAUGCUAUGACAGUUCAUUGGUGUCUCAUGAAUGAAAAUUCAUCUGUAAACAUACAGGAUUAAAAAAAAAACAUUUACAUUUAAAACUUGAGGAUGGGCAGGUGAGGAGUGAUAGAAAUAUGUAAAUUUUUAUUUUUAUUUACAUUUUACUUUUACUGCAUUUUUUGAUUAUUUUAAUUUUUGUAUAAUAACAUUCUCUUUACUGUAAGCGGCAUAUUUCUAUAUGAUAUAGUCAUACUCUCCCUCCAUAUGUUUAACUCAUUCACCACUAAAGACACAUUUGAACUCUUCCAAUUCAAACAUUGGAAUAGUUCAUUAUGACACUUCAGGGGUGAAUGAGUUAACUUGACCACUACAACUUUCACGAACAUGUUUUAACAGUGAUCAUGUUGACACUAUUCUCAUGUCAUAACUGUCAAACCAAAACAUAGACAAUUUUUCCAGAACAUGAGAUAUUUAUCUUUAUAUGGUGUCUGCAUUGUUAACUUGGGAC